UUCUUUGAAGCCCCGUAUAACAUGGCUACUGUAGCCAACUCGGGUGUACCCAAUGCUUCGGGGGUACCUUUCGACUACUUCUCACCUUCGGGUUAUGCUGCCGCUGCCAACCAGUUUAUGGACAGCUAUGGACACCAAAUUCAGCCCUUCUUUCUGCACCCAGAGACGUUCGCUCCAGUGAAUGCCAACAACCACCUCGCAGCAGCCCUGGCUAUGGCUAAUACUGCAGCGAUGCUCAAGAUGAACGCAAGUUACGGUGUACCCAUUGCACUAAUGGAUCGUCGAGCCGCCUCGAUGCCACUGCCUAUCAAAGUUGCUGCUCCUAUUAAGCCUCGCCUUCCUGUUCAACGUACAGUCUCAGCAUCGUCUGCGAGUAACAAGGUGGCACGUAUGGCGAUCACGCCAGAUAUCGCCGAUUUUAAGCUCGUUCAGAUCUUUCACCAGUUCUGUGACCCCAACACUAAGGUACUGCCUUUACCGAGGUUUCAGCAGCUCCUUCUUCACCAUCAAGUGAAGGAAGACACGCCGGGGUCGACUGUGGUGACCCCAGAUGCCCAAACUCUGUUCAACGCUCUAGAUAUCAAUGGCGUGGGUGUUCUAGAUCUAGAACGCUUCAUGCACUCGUUCCAGAUCUGUAAUCGCUGCACCGAAGCGAAACGCCGAGCGCAUCAAGCUCUUUGCGCCAGUCAAGGCCAAUCGUUCACACCCACGGCACUUGAGAAACAGUUGAUGGAAGAUGUGGCUCCUGUAGUUGUGCGUGUAGUGCCUACGCGCUUCGAAGGCCACAAGGUCAAGAGUUGCGAACACUAUCAGUGGACGUGGUGCGAAGGGUUCGAAAAAACUGGCAACGAAAAGUGUCGAGGCACCAAUCGCCACGAUAAAUGUCCCAAGUACUUGGCCAAUUGCACCUUGUGGAAGCACAAACUCCCACCCAAGAGCCGAAAGCCAAAACUUGUGAUGGAAAACGUCGACUCGCCGACCAAGAAGCUCAAGCACUUUUCCUAG
Messenger RNA from Phytophthora infestans T30-4, 1005 nucleotides. RefSeq lists its product as uncharacterized. Bases 232 to 1005 code for a protein of 257 amino acids. The transcript has 2 exons. Lineage: Eukaryota; Oomycota; Peronosporomycetes; Peronosporales; Peronosporaceae. The record is from RefSeq and is a predicted model, not a curated record.